AUGACUCCUAAGCUGUACUACUUCCAAGCACCAAACUUCGACAUCAACCCCACAAGUGACACAUCUCCAAAGCUGAGCAGUAUACUGCCAAACCUCGACAGACUUACCGGGUCAUUAAACCAAGCCAACCUCGUUGAAAUCCCUACAAAUCUUCAAAAUCGAAGCACGAGCACAGAUUUUGAAGACACGGUCUACGCAAAUUACGGUGGAUCAACAGGCCUCAGUGUAAACGUGCUUCAGGGACUCUUGGGGUCUGCAAGCAUUCUUUAUAGCCUAAAUCAAAAAACGAGUCGUGUUUAUCGCUGUGAGCGACUAGAUACGAUAGAGUUUGAACCAACCACCGAAUAUAUUGCACAAGCCAUACACGAGUCGAAACGGACCCAGGAUUUCAUCGACAGAAGUCUCAUUGGGAGAAAGAGAGUUUUUAUGAUCACUGGACUCAAAAUAGCGACUGGAUUGAGCAUUUCAAUCUCAAACGAGGUUCAGCAUAGCCCUGAACUGGACUUUCAGCUCGAUGGAACUACUAUGGGGGCCCCGAUCAGUGCUGGUCCAAAUUUGAAUCUGGAAGUUGCGACCGGCAGGAAUUUCUCAUCUAGAAAAAGCGAGAACCAGGUCGUCUUUGCUUACCGAGUGAUAAAGGUCCAGCAGAAAGGCCACGGCGAGCCGAAAUACAAAUACAAACAUGGGGGGUUGUAUUCAACAGAAGAGGACUCAGACAGUAGCGAUGAGGCAGAAGAGGUCUGGGAUAUUGAGCAACUGGAUGAAGAACUCAUGAUACAAGACUUUCCACAAUUAUUGAGAGAUUGA
Molecule: messenger RNA, 807 nt
Organism: Penicillium malachiteum
Lineage: Eukaryota; Fungi; Ascomycota; Eurotiomycetes; Eurotiales; Aspergillaceae
Exons: 1
Coding region: 1-807 (268 amino acids)
Source: RefSeq, a predicted model, not a curated record